CUCAUAAAGCAAUCAAACAUCGUCGACGACUUCGCCCUGGGAGGGCAGGAAACGAAAAAUCCAAUAAAACUAAAUGUAUGUGUGAAUAUUCUGAGGGUCGCGUGCUGUACCGCGCGGCUUGAAGUUGACGCCGCCUGGACGAUGACGACGCUCAGUUAACAUUUGGAGGCCCAACAGAAAUGUCUACACAAUCACAGCGAGUGCUCAAUCCGCGCGCCAACGUCUUUCUGUUGCUCAAUUUGGGCUGUGAGGCGCUGUUUGUGAUUGAUCAGAGAUUGAAGGCGCAGCUAAUUCCGCAAGAGAAAUCAGUGCAAGUUAUACGCGAUAUAACCACGGUGCUGCUGGAGCCCAAGUUUAUAGAAUCGCUGAUCAGCGGCUCCAUACACGAGAGUGCGCAGCUUUUGACGGUGGAGCACUGUAAAUUCAUGAUCAAUGAUAUAGCGACCUGUUCGCUGAUGCGUCUGGAUGGCAACUCAAUGGAGAAGCUGUGGAGUCUUAUGACCAUGCUGUACAAGUGGCAACUGUUUCUGUCUCGGCAUCAACAUCAUCUGCUGGACAUAACGUUUCGCCAUCUGGAUGCGGUCAACAAGCUGAAUGCCAAGCGCCACUUGCUAAUUGAUUAUACCAAGAACACUUUAUUGGACUUUUGGAACAGCUGCGAUGAGCAGCAACAGUUGUCCAUCUAUGGCACCAACAAGGCAUGGCUGCAGUGCUUUAAUACGAAAAUUACGCUUCUCAUACGCUUGGGAUUUCAGUCCAUGGACGGCAGUUUCUUGCCGGCAAUAGAGCAUAGCCAGCAUGAUGUCUACGUGCAAAGCAUUGGUGAGAAUAUUUAUAUUAAAAGCAGCGAGCUGGCGCUGCAGCAGCAGCUGGAGCAACAGCAGAGUCAACAGUUGGAUCUGGCGGCACAGCUUAAUAUACCGCAGUCCAGCGGCGACUUACAGCCCAUGGAUGCGAAUCAGUUUCAGCGGCAAUUCGAGCAGACAUUCUCGAAUAUUUUAUUUGAGGACACCGAUAAUAAUUUAGCUAUAGUUGCGCCAUCGUCCACUCAAGCUAACAAUAAUGCGAAUGGUUGUGAAUUUGUGCAGCUGCCCAGCGCCAAUGGCAGCGGCUUGGCUGGCGGCAAUGGGUUGCAGCAGGAUCUGCUGGACUUGUAUAGCAAGAUGGCUUAAGGUUUAGCUUACAACAAUUGUGCGCAUAAUUAGAAAAUAUUGUAUUUGCUUGUAAAAUAAUUACAAAGAACUUUGUAUUUUGUUCACAUUCAUUUUCUUUCUUUGUUGUUGAGUUUCUCUUAUAGCAGUUUUCGAAGACAUUGGUGAUCCAACAAUAUUACAAAAUUAUUUUUUCUUUGAGCUUUGCGACCUAGUCAUAAAAUAUGUUUGUUUUUGUUUUUUA
Messenger RNA from Drosophila busckii, 1395 nucleotides. It is a transcript of the gene OSCP1, whose product is annotated as protein OSCP1. Gene Ontology annotation, biological process: transport. NCBI's taxonomy places the organism in Eukaryota, Metazoa, Arthropoda, Insecta, Diptera, Drosophilidae. The record is from RefSeq and is a predicted model, not a curated record. Gene Ontology annotation, cellular component: cytoplasm; plasma membrane. Bases 180 to 1172 code for a protein of 330 amino acids. The transcript has 2 exons.